AUGAUCCUUGGUAUCGGCAUUGGUAUCGUAUUGAUAGUCGCUUUUGCUCGUCACGAGAACGUUCGAUCCAAGCAUCGCUCCGAUUUGGCGAAGACGAUAGCAGAGUUUGCGAGGAUGACGAUGGAAGAUUCCAGAAAACUUUUGCCUUCUAAGUUCUAUCCAUCAUGGGUGGUCUUCACUAAGAGACAGAAGUUAAAUUGGCUUAAUUCCCAACUCAGGAGGAUUUGGUCACACGUUGAUGAGGCAGCGUCAGAAUUGAUAAGAACCAUUGUGGAACCAAUUCUUGAACAAUAUAGGCCGAUUAUUUUGUCUUCUCUCACAUUCUCCAAGUUGACCCUUGGCACUGCUAUUAGGGGUGAUUUAUCAGCUUUACCGGGGAUAUCUGAUGCUAUAGAGGAAACAAUUAAAGAUGCGAUUGAAGACUCUAUAACUUGGCCU
Sphenostylis stenocarpa is the source of this 438-nucleotide messenger RNA. The record is from the annotation of a GenBank genome assembly. NCBI's taxonomy places the organism in Eukaryota, Viridiplantae, Streptophyta, Magnoliopsida, Fabales, Fabaceae.